AUGACUGCGCCAAGCCCCGUGAAGACCAUCUGCGUAUUUUGCGGCCUGUCGUUCGGGAAAGAUAAGGUGUUUGCUGAAAGCGCCUCCAAGUUGGGCGAGCUUUUGGCUGCCAAAAACUGGGGCCUUGUGUACGGAGGCGGAUCCACUGGACUCAUGGGCGCCGUUGCACGUGGCUGUGCCACCAACGGAGGAUAUGUCCAUGGCAUAAUCCCCGAGGCCUUGAUAUCCAGGGAACGGACCACCGAGGACGCAUUGAACAAGAAGUUAAUGGAGGGCAUUGACAACCACGACGGGUCGACGCCCAUUCCGGACUCUGCUGAGUACGGAAAGACCACUUUGGUCAAUGACAUGCACACCAGGAAAAGAUUGAUGGGCGAGGAAGCGCACGCAUUCGUGGCGUUGCCCGGCGGAUACGGGACUAUGGAGGAGUUGUUGGAGGUGGUCACGUGGCACCAGCUCAACAUCCACGGCAAGCCCAUUGUGGUGUACAACAUCGACGGGUUUUUCGACAACUUUUUGAAGUUCAUUGCCGACUCCGUUGCCGCGGAGUUCGUCAGCAAGAAGAACUGGGAAAUCAUCAAUGUUGCCACCACGGCCGACGAGGUGUUGCAGAUCAUCGAGAACUACGAGACGCCCGAGGGCAGAUUCAACUUGAAGUGGGAGACGACCUAG
Molecule: messenger RNA, 672 nt
Organism: Metschnikowia bicuspidata var. bicuspidata NRRL YB-4993
Lineage: Eukaryota; Fungi; Ascomycota; Pichiomycetes; Serinales; Metschnikowiaceae
Exons: 1
Coding region: 1-672 (223 amino acids)
Biological process (GO): cytokinin biosynthetic process
Cellular component (GO): cytosol
Molecular function (GO): hydrolase activity, hydrolyzing N-glycosyl compounds
Source: RefSeq, a predicted model, not a curated record